This is a messenger RNA of Syngnathus acus (greater pipefish), 1206 nucleotides long. RefSeq names its product zinc finger and BTB domain containing 8 opposite strand (gene tslig1). Gene Ontology annotation, biological process: tRNA splicing, via endonucleolytic cleavage and ligation. The transcript is spliced from 7 exons. The coding region runs from base 98 to 586 and encodes 162 amino acids. The record is from RefSeq and is a predicted model, not a curated record. NCBI's taxonomy places the organism in Eukaryota, Metazoa, Chordata, Actinopteri, Syngnathiformes, Syngnathidae. Gene Ontology annotation, cellular component: tRNA-splicing ligase complex.
CCGCCCUAUCAACCAUGUUGGAAACCACUGAGAAGUGCGACAUGCGGGAAGUCUCUUUCGGAUCAUCUCUACACUUGACACACCGCACAGCCCUGAAAUGGACGAUCGCGCGUUAGAUCUGACAGAUGCGAUGAAAGAAACUAAAUCCAAGUAUCCUUCAAUUACAAAAAAAUAUGAAUAUUUGGAUCAUACAGCCGAUGUACAAAUUCAUUCCUGGGGAGACACUCUGGAGGAAGCCUUCGAACAAUGUGCCAUGGGCAUGUUUGGCUACAUGACGGACACCGAAACAGUGGAACCCAUCGAUACUGUAGAAGUGGAGUCAGAAGGGGAAGACUUUGAAUCAUUACUCUUCCACUUCCUAGACGACUGGCUGUACAAGUUUAGUGCUGAUAUGUUCUUUAUUCCUCGGGAGGUCAAAGUUUUGUCUAUUGACAGAAUGCAUUUUAGGAUUCGCUCCAUCGGGUGGGGUGAAGAAUUCUCACUGUCGAAGCAUCCACAGGGUACGGAGGUGAAAGCCAUCACAUACUCUGCAAUGCAAAUCCACGAUAAAGAAAAACCAGAGAUAUUUGCAAUUAUUGAUAUCUGAUACCUCAAAAUGAUGGUCACACAGCUAGUUCAUUAGGACUGGAGUACAUUUAUGGCCAAAUUAAAUGGCCUUUUUAUGUAAGAACUUGAUGAUUUAAUUGUAAAAUAUAAUUUGCUGCUUUUGGGUUCUGUGAUAGGUUAGAAAUGUAUGAUACUACAUUAACUAUUAAUAGCUUAUGAAUUGUCUGAAUAUUUCAAUCAUGAUUAAUUUUUGAAAGGGUUAUCAAUGUUGUUGUUUUUUACUGAAUAUUUAUUCUAUUAAGAAAAACAAUGCUUCUUAAGUCCAUCAAUCAAGAAUUUCCUUCCAUACGGGAUAAGGUGGUUAGAAAAUAGAUGGAGGGAUGGAAAAUGCACUCCUUUAACUUUUUCUUGAAUCUUUGUACAUCAAGGGUCACCAAAAUUGUGCUUGUGACCUUUUCCAACCAUAGAUGAUGAGUAGUUUUAUAAAAUCUGCUAUUUCAGAUGUAUGUAUCAAUCUGAUAGCACAAUUGCAUGAAUUACGUACCUCAGUUAAAAAAAAGGUUGCUGACCCCUGAUUGAAUGUAAGUAAAUUGCCUUUGCAUUGUUUUGUGGUAACUGUUGUUGGAAAUUAAAUAUAUUUUGAAAAAAUGCAAUCUUAAA